Papaver somniferum (opium poppy) is the source of this 777-nucleotide messenger RNA. Its product is annotated as probable WRKY transcription factor 30. The record is from RefSeq and is a predicted model, not a curated record. The transcript is spliced from 4 exons. NCBI's taxonomy places the organism in Eukaryota, Viridiplantae, Streptophyta, Magnoliopsida, Ranunculales, Papaveraceae. Bases 1 to 777 code for a protein of 258 amino acids. Gene Ontology annotation, biological process: regulation of DNA-templated transcription. Gene Ontology annotation, molecular function: sequence-specific DNA binding; DNA-binding transcription factor activity.
AUGGAGAACAAUCGAACUUUUAGCAUGAUUUACUUGGAUCUGAAGACCUCGAUAAUCAAUGAGCUAAACCAAGCUAAAGAGCUUCUCAUCAAACAAUUUCAAAUUAAUCUUGAUGCUAAUUACUCUACUAAAAGCAACUUGUUAUUACCUGUAAUCUUAUAUUCUCUAGAUAACUGUCUUUCAUUGAUGAGUGGGAUUAACUUCGAAGCUAGCAGUCAGUCUCAGGCGACCGGGAUGAUUGAAUCAUCAGGACCCGUUGGUGGAAAUCAUCUCCGGGCGACUGUCCCUCUGUUCCGGAAACCACAACCGAAAUGGACAGGUCAUGUACGUAUAUGCAAGCAGAAGGGGCUCCAAGUAUCUCUAGAUGAUGGAUAUAAUUGGAAAAAAUAUGGACAGAAAGACAUUCUUCGCGCAAAACAUCCAAGAUGUUCGCGUAGCAGUGCUGAAGGGUGUAAAGCUAUGAAACAUGUUCAACAAUCUGACGAAGAACGAUCGAUGUUUAUUGUUACAUACCAAGGGAAACAUACUUGUAUCGAGGGAGUAAGUGGCAACAACAAUUUUUCUUCAAUGACACUGGAUAUUCAAUCCACAAGUAGUUCUUUUUCAGGUCCUGCUGCUUCAGAAUCCAGUUCAUUUUCUAUUUACAAUAUAUUAAACAACUCUGAAGGUCGACACAACUUACCAACUUCAGAAUACGAUGAUCUUUGUGAACUUACUUCAGCAACUUCGGCAUUGGAUCCUACAGAAGUUUAUUUAGAUUUAGACUCGUACGUUUAA